AUGGCCAACAUUUUUGCUUUCCUCACCGUGUUUGCCGCCAUGGUCACUGCCACCAAAAUCCCGAUUGGGACGCCUUACAUAGGCAUCUGCGCUGCCAACGAAGACCUCGAUGCAGGGUUGUGCUACCCUAAGUGCAAACCCAACUACACGGGUAUUGGUCUAGUGUGCUGGGGCCGCCCUUCUCCCUCGUGGGUGGACUGCCCCAUGGGGGACGCAGUAACCCAUUCUCACUGCGCCGCUGUCCUCGCCGACCAAGUUCUUUCGGUGGUGGUGCCUACCGCCAAUAUCUCCACACGGUUUGCAGGCAGUUCGGUCAAGGUGCUCGCUAGCGCUGCGAACCCGGCCCAGGUCUCCAAGUUAAGAUCGUUGUGGUUGAAAGCCCUGCCGCACCUCGCGAAGAAAGACUUACAGUACGCACGUACCGCAAUUGCCCUCAUGGCCGUCCUUGAUAAAACUGGCCUCUUGGAUGUCGUAGCGGCCGACAUGUUCCCCACUUGCGACAAGAUCUACUUUGAGUGCAGGACCGCGCAGACGCUGCUCUGUUGUCUGCGUCGGUUUGCACAACCAGCUAGCUACAUUUGUUAUGAGCCUCCUGCUUCGACCAUUACCAUUCUCCUGGACGAUGCCUACAAAUUCUAUGCUGCGUGGCGCACCACGUUUGAAGAAGCGUCCGCGACCGCAUGCUUCUUCUCCCUCUACACCAACGAGACAUACUGCUCCACGCGCAUUGAAACCGACGCCUACACCAUCAGCCAGGCCAAACACUAG
Molecule: messenger RNA, 768 nt
Organism: Aphanomyces astaci
Lineage: Eukaryota; Oomycota; Saprolegniomycetes; Saprolegniales; Verrucalvaceae
Exons: 5
Coding region: 1-768 (255 amino acids)
Source: RefSeq, a predicted model, not a curated record